This is a messenger RNA of Dovyalis caffra, 606 nucleotides long. Lineage: Eukaryota; Viridiplantae; Streptophyta; Magnoliopsida; Malpighiales; Salicaceae. The record is from the annotation of a GenBank genome assembly.
AUGAACCCAUCGAUAUCACAAAAUCUGGACGAAUACUCGGCAUCCACAACAACAAUCAAAUUCGACAGCCCAAUCCCCCUUCUCCGUGGCCCCAUACCCGCCGGUCCACCCGACGACCCAUCAAUCAGUCCAUACGUCCUGGCUUUCACAAGCCCCCAAUCCUGGGCUGUUGCAUACAAAACCUGCGAGUCCAAAAUAAUCUCUCAAUGCGAGGAAGGUGCCAUGUUAGGGUGCGCGAUAACCGCAUCAAACAGAUGUAAGCGUCCCUGGUGGCGCAAUUUAAUUGGAGGAGCGAAGUUGGAAGACUUGAAGGAGAGGGAAAGGUGCGAGGACCGCGAAAUGCAAGGUUGUUUGGUUGCGGCUAAAGAGAAGUGCCUUGCGUUUGCCAAGGAGAAGUGUUGGAAGCCGUUUAGGGAUGCGAGAAUUGCGGUGAGGGAAGAGGAAGUUGUUAGGAAUUUAGUUUCUUUAGUUUCGGUGCCGGAGGCGAGUAGUAAGUGGAUUAGUUUGAUUGGGUCUUGGAAAUUUAAAUUUGGGGUUACUAAUUGUAAAGCGAGUGAAUUAUUGGGCUCUAAUUCAAAAUAUCAAUGGUUUUUUAAGUCGAUGUAA